GUUCAGACAGUCCUUGAAAAACUGAAUACGGGUUUAAAUCGUAUGAAGGAUUAAUCAAGUGUAAAACGACUUUAGCUACGUCACGUGAUGGAUACACAGUUCCCGAUUCUUUUAUAUAUACUGCGGAAGCAUUGCAUGUUUGUCUGUUUAUCCGUGGUUUAUAGACACAGCCUGUCUGUCACAAUAUCCUAGGCUAAACAUCGCGCUGUGAACGGGCAUGGAAGAUGACGUGGUAGACGCUAACAUUAUUAGCAAAACGCAGGACCGUGCCAACUGGAUGUCCCAACUACCCCAGAGUCUGUGGGAUGUACCCCUGUACAACCUCGCUCUCCCAGGCAGCCAUGACACCAUGACCUACUGCUUAGAUCGGGAAUCUCCAUUGUCGGUGUCAAACCCCCUUGUGCUGAAAAUACUGGACUGCAUUAUCCCCUGCAUCACCCGUCCAUGUCUGUACAAGUGGGGCACCACCCAGCUGCAGGCAGUCUCAGCCCAGCUGGACAUUGGGAUCAGGUAUUUUGAUCUCAGGAUCGCCCAUAAGGAGGGUGACACCACCGACGCUCUGUAUUUUGCCCAUGGGAUUUACACCCUCCUGACUGUGAAGGAAACACUCAGGGACAUCGCGAAGUGGCUCAGCUGCCACCCGAAGGAGGUGGUGAUCCUCGCCUGCUCCAUGUUUGAAGGACUGACCCCUGACCUGCACCAAGACACCAUUCUCUUCAUGAAGAACCUGUUUGGAAGCAAGAUCUUCCCAAAUAUAAGUGAGGAACCUGCCACCCUGAGAAUGUUGUGGAAGCUGGGUUGCCAGGUCAUCAUCUCCUAUGACGACCCAGCAGCCUCUGGCCACGAGGAGCUGUGGCCAAAUAUCCCGUACUGGUGGGCGGACCAAGUGGACCCCAAAGCGGUCCUCUCCUAUCUGGACGAACAGAAACAGCUGGGCAGGCCAGAGGGAUUUUUUGUGGCAGGCCUCAACCUCACUGAAGACACCCAGUACAUCCUUACCCAUCCCUGUCAGUCCAUGAAAACACUAACACUGCGGAAUUACCGUCUGUUUUUGGACUGGGUUCAGAAGCAGGCUCCUGGGCCGGGCAAGACCUGUCUGAAUAUCAUCUGCGCGGAUUUCGUCGGCAAUAGUGAUUUUAUUUCCGUUGUCAUUGACCUCAAUAAGAAGCUUGCUGCACGACUGACCUCAUGAUGCGAUGCCAAGAUAAUUCUGUAUUUCUGAGUGUUCGGUUAUUGACACACAGCUGAGUGAGAUGGUGCUUGAAUUCAAAGUGAUACAAAGUGGUUGAAUUCACAGCAUCAACAGUACUGAUGUUUAUUUUUCACAGUACAGGCCUAGACAACAGUCCUGCUGUUUGGCAUUAAUUCAGUAAUGCUCACCCGCUCGUACGUAAGGAGGCAAGGUGGGUUAAUGGUGUCAGUAAUUGUUGUUCUUGGCACCAGCACCAAUUCCCAAACACACAGUCCGAACCUUCAGACACUUAAGUCCCACUUGUUUCCUUUCAGAAGAACAGAACUGAUGGGUUAGGAUGCACUUUGGUCUGUGGUACUGCUGCAUUAGCCGCAGGAGAAUCACAGGAGCGUUAACUUAUGAACUGGUAACAGUAAAAAUUAAAACAGUUAAAGAUCACAUGAAUGAGACAAAGAUGGUGGCAACACAGUUUUAGAACGAGACCUUUGGUUUGGCCAUGUUUUGAAGCUUCAUAGAGCACUUAUGAAUAUUUUUUUAUUAUUAACUGAGGCCAUAAACCACAGGGAUAAAACAUUUAUGCACCUCAUAGCAAUAACCCAGACACUGGAAUUUACUAUUCGAUGUGCUUUACUGAAAUCUGUGAUAAAUGUGUUACCUCUUGUUCCUGUCAGUAUUUUUUUAUCUAAGUUUACAUUCUCUCUUUUUUAAGUACAAUAAGCACAUCUGUGCAGUAAAUGUUAAUUGCUUCAUUUAUACUUUUUUGCUCUUUGUUUUAUGUUUUAAUCCUUGUUUAAGUGUAACUGACUUUAAUCACAUUGAGAAAAAUCGUUUGCUUAAUAUGCCAAGUGAAAUACAUUAUUUUAUAUAA
Molecule: messenger RNA, 2060 nt
Organism: Anguilla rostrata (American eel)
Lineage: Eukaryota; Metazoa; Chordata; Actinopteri; Anguilliformes; Anguillidae
Product: PI-PLC X domain-containing protein 1-like
Exons: 7
Coding region: 218-1192 (324 amino acids)
Biological process (GO): lipid metabolic process
Molecular function (GO): phosphoric diester hydrolase activity
Source: RefSeq, a predicted model, not a curated record